AUGGAUGAGCUGCUGGCAUCGCCUGAGCAGGAGACAGCUGACUAUGCGAAAGAGGCCUACGACAACCUGAUGCUCGCCAUAAACCAGCAGCAGCGGCAAUGGGCAGGCACCAAGGAUGCAAACGCUUUCUUUCCAGAUGCAGACUACAACAUCUGGGCUCGUGGCGAUCAGCGCAUGGAGGCACGCCUCGUGCCACCACCCUGCGGCUGCUUGGAGCUUUAUGAGGUCGGUGGUGAACAUGCGCAUCCGCAUCGGCACGCGAGGCCCAGUGGCUUCACGCUGGAGUCGCAAGGGGAACAGGCCACAUUCCGGGCAUCACCCGCAUGGCUGCGGUCCUUGUCUGCCCUAGCAAGGCAUGACCUGGAGGGUGACCUGGACAUUCUGGCAGCCAAGUUUGAUUUGGCAUCGGCGAGAUUGUCAGAAGUCAGGAAGCAUGGGCUGCCUGCCGGGCUCGCCAUCGACAUUGCUGGUGCUGCAUGUGCAGUCGAGGCUGCCCGCCGCGAGCUUGUGGAAGGUAUUUUGCAGUACUACGGCACCCAGGUGGAAUGGAGUGCAGCGGAGCUCCCGACAGAACCUGACGAGGAGCCACCUUCGAGGGAGAACUCGGCAAAGAGGGUAUGGGUCGGAGCUCAGACGCAUCGCACAAGGCCUGUAGGCGAGACCGAGGCAGCAGAGCCUGCGCCCGAGCUGGAAGAGGAUGGAGAGAACGGUGGCCUGUGGGGAGAUGCGCCGCAGGCAACAGAGGUCGCCUGGGGUGCACCGCCAGCGCAGGAAGUCUCCUGGGGCCCUGCAGGUGGAGAUUCCGAAGCUGUUCCGGGGCUGUUGCAGGCGCUGCACAGCGUGGGCCUUGAAAACGAGGCAGCACAGAUCGCUCAUUGGGCGGAGGAGAACGGUGCCGUCUCGGUGCGGGAGGUUGCAGAAAACGCCAACCUCUUCGUGGAAGAGGCCACGGCCGGGAGUGAAUCUCCUACGGGGACGCAAGUGUACAUUACAGUUUGCGGUAUCGCACUGCAAGGGUCUGCAAAAGUCUGUAACAGCUUCUCCAACCAGAACGACGAAGUUGAAAACACGAAAACGCAACGUUGCAGUUGUGCGAGCAACGAUGAUUGCCACGACUCGGCCAAGAACUGCGUGCAAAUAGGGCUGUCAAUGAAGUGCUUCAGCGACGCGGUCGUGCAUGCAAAGACCAAGAUCGGCACCUUCGAAAAGUUUGCAGACCAUGCAGACCUCGCAGACUUUCCGUCCGCUCUUGAGCACGUGUCCACCUGGUUCAUCGAGAAUGACGUGGGCAGUGUAGAGGAGCUGGAGGGUUCAGAUGAGCUCAUGGGCAAGUUCCUACUGGCAUCUCACAGCAACGUUAAGCUCCGGCCCUACUACAACAUGAGGAAGUUCCUGCAGAAGGAUUUACGCAACGCGCCUCCGCCUCCGCCGAUUCGGAAUCCUCUUCCGCCUCUUCUAGGUGGGAAAGGCCACUGA
Messenger RNA from Symbiodinium necroappetens, 1476 nucleotides. NCBI's taxonomy places the organism in Eukaryota, Dinophyceae, Suessiales, Symbiodiniaceae. The record is from the annotation of a GenBank genome assembly.